AUGUCCAGAGAUGGCUCAGACGACACUGCAAUUCCUGAGAAAUCGCACAGCAAGGAGGCUGGGGAUGGAGGGGUGCAGGGCUCAGGAUCAGUUGGAACGAACAAGGGUGGGCGAAUGACGCGAGCUUGGACAGAAAUCGAGAGAAACAAACAUAAGAUAGCUUGCAAGGGGAAGACUCGCCUCAAAAGGCAAGAGAAAUUAGAGAUCAUCCGUCUACACAACUCAAGCGAUCCUGAAGUGCACAAGACAAAAGCGGAGCUCGCUAGUAUGUUUAAGAAGAGUCUGUCGGCCAUUGCAAAGAUUCUGAAGCCCGAGAGUAUUGCGAAUCUAAGGGGGAAGGCGGAAAAGAAAUAG
Guillardia theta CCMP2712 is the source of this 354-nucleotide messenger RNA. RefSeq lists its product as hypothetical. The transcript has a single exon. The record is from RefSeq and is a predicted model, not a curated record. Bases 1 to 354 code for a protein of 117 amino acids. Lineage: Eukaryota; Cryptophyceae; Pyrenomonadales; Geminigeraceae.